Messenger RNA from Hippoglossus stenolepis (Pacific halibut), 2439 nucleotides. It is a transcript of the gene sh2d7, whose product is annotated as SH2 domain containing 7. The record is from RefSeq and is a predicted model, not a curated record. Lineage: Eukaryota; Metazoa; Chordata; Actinopteri; Pleuronectiformes; Pleuronectidae. The coding region runs from base 23 to 2026 and encodes 667 amino acids. Gene Ontology annotation, cellular component: cytoplasm. The transcript has 9 exons.
UCCUGGGCUCAGAUGUGAGAGGAUGGAGCUGCAGGAGGAGGGAGGCCUGAAGGAGCUGGUGCUGCUGUGGUUCACUCAGACGCAGGCUCAGCUCAUCCUCAACCAAGGAAACUUCCCCGACUGGUUUCAAGGCUUCGCUGCCAGAAAGGAAGCAGAGGAUCUUCUGAGAGAUAAACCUCUGGGCUGUUUUCUCGUCCGCCUCAGUGAAAAAGCCGUCGGCUACAUCUUGUCCUACAGGGGCCACGACAGGUGCCGCCAUUUUGUCAUCGCCCAGAAUCCCGAUGGGCAGUUUGUCAUAUCAGGGGACUGUCAGACUUUUCCCAGCCUGACGGAGCUGAUAGAUCAUUACAGGCUCAGCCCCAUCCAGCCGUUUGGAGAACACCUGACCUGCAGCUGUUGUGAGGAAGGGGAACUGUACGAUGUGGUGAACUACAAAACCAAAGAGAACACGUCUGGGCUGAGCGUCCAAGCUCUGCGGAUCCUGUGGGACCAGAAAAGUCCCCAUCACGGCGCCACCAACAGGAAGCAGAGGGCACAGCAGCAACAUGAGCCUGUCACAGUGCAGCCACCGGCCCUUCCAACUAAAUCUAAGAGCAGACAACUGACAGAAACAAUGACAGACACAACGUCCCUCUCUCAGGUUGCACCUCCAGUACCAAAGAGAAGCUUUCCUCCGGGCUUCUCUCUGGGCGGAUCUCUCCCUGAAACCACGUCACAUCAGAGUGAAGCCCAGAGCAGCUCCACCAGAGCAGAGGGACCGGGAGGAAACUCAACCACAGACUCAUUCAACACAACCUCUCCAGCAGGGAACACAUCUUCUGAGAGGAGGAGCAAGUCUCUACCACAGCUGGAGAGCCGCAGGUCACCUGCCCCACCUACUCCCUCCACGACCCCGGGGCCCAGAGGCCCAGCCCUCCCGGGCCGCCCCUUGUACCAGGCGUCCGAGGGCCAGACAGACGUCACGUAUGCUCAGGUCGCUGAGAGGCCGACUCCCAGCAGUCUACCUGAUGACACCUACGAGCAGAUCCCCAGGGAGGCCGUCCGUCCGUCCACCGUCCACAGCAACACCUACGAGUCUCUGGAUGACAUGAAGACCAAGAAGUCCAAAAGCUCCUGGGGGAAGAACGAAGGGGAACUGUACGAUGUGGUGAACUACAAAACCAAAGAGAACACGUCUGGGCUGAGCGUCCAAGCUCUGCGGAUCCUGUGGGACCAGAAAAGUCCCCAUCACAGCGCCACCAACAGGAAGCAGAGGGCACAGCAGCAACAUGAGGCUGUCACAGUGCAGCCACCGGCCCUUCCAACUAAAUCUAAGAGCAGACAACUGACAGAAACAGGGACAGACACAACGUCCCUCUCUCAGGUUGCACCUCCAGUACCAAAGAGAGGCUUUCCUCCGGGCUUCUCUCUGGGCGGAUCUCUCCCUGAAACCACGUCACAUCAGAGUGAAGCCCAGAGCAGCUCCAUCAGAGCAGAGGGACUGGGAGGAAACUCAACCACAGACUCAUUCAACACAACCUCUCCAGCAGGGAACACAUCUUCUGAGAGGAGGAGCAAGUCUCUACCACAGCUGGGGAGCCGCAGUGAGCAGGAGGAGGAGGAGGAGGAGGAGGAGGAGCAGGAGGAGCAGGAGGAGGAGGGAGAGGAGGAGGAGGAGCAGUACUCUAACCACCUCACAUCCACAUUGUCUUAUUCACCCACUCCUGUGAAGAGGGUCACCUGCCCCACCUACUCCCUCCACGACCCCGGGGCCCAGAGGCCCAGCCCCUCCAGGCCCCGCCCCUUGUACCAGGCGUCCGAGGGCCAGACAGACGUCACGUAUGCUCAGGUCGCUGAGAGGCCGACUCCCAGCAGUCUACCUGAUGACACCUACGAGCAGAUCCCCAGGGAGGCCGUCCGUCCGUCCACCGUCCACAGCAACACCUACGAGUCUCUGGAUGACAUGAAGACCAAGAAGUCCAAAAGCUCCUGGGGGAAGAACAACAAGAAAUGGAAGAAAUUCCUCCCUGAAAGCAAGAAGAAAUAAAUGUGAAUCUGUGUUUGUUUUACAUUUGGAGAAACAAGACAAAAAUAAAAUGAGUCUUACAAACAUUUCUAAUAAUCCAAGUUUUAAAGUGAAGAUUCAGAUGUUUAAGGAUGAUACAAAUUCCAGUCUGUUUAAAUUCAGCCUCAGUUUUUAUUCAUGGUCGUUUUCUGUUGUGCACUAAAGAUUUGAAACAAACUGUUCAAACCUUAUUUUUCUAUUAAUUAAUUUGAACUUUUCUUUUUAUUCGUUAACAUUGUUUUUACCACUUUUUAUCAAAAGAUUUCAUUGCUUUAAAACCUUUAUAGUCUUAAAAUGUUCUGUUGAUAAACAUCUCUUCUGUUUUUCUUGUAAAACACUUUGAGCUGCAAUUUAUUCUAUAAAAUGUGCUGAAUAAAUUAAGUUUAUCAUCAUCA